Molecule: messenger RNA, 285 nt
Organism: Aspergillus aculeatus ATCC 16872
Lineage: Eukaryota; Fungi; Ascomycota; Eurotiomycetes; Eurotiales; Aspergillaceae
Product: Con-6 family protein
Exons: 3
Coding region: 1-285 (94 amino acids)
Cellular component (GO): cytoplasm
Source: RefSeq, a predicted model, not a curated record
AUGUCCUCCGCUGAAGACAGAGUCAACGCCAUGCGUGGCUACAAGGCCACCCUCAACAACCCCAGAGUCUCCGAUGAGGCCAAGCAGAACGCUCAGUCCAUGCUCGACCAGCUUGGCGGCUCGCAGCCUUCAGAGGAGUUGCACAACCUCCGUGGUGACAACCAGAAGGACCCCAACCGCGUCGCUGGUGGACUCAAAGCUGCGCAGAACAACCCCGGUGUGUCGCAGCAAGGCAAGGAGGCCGCUGGGCAGAAGCUGAACCAGAUGGGCGGUCCGGAUGAGUAA